Messenger RNA from Peronospora matthiolae, 843 nucleotides. The record is from the annotation of a GenBank genome assembly. NCBI's taxonomy places the organism in Eukaryota, Oomycota, Peronosporomycetes, Peronosporales, Peronosporaceae.
AUGGACGCUCUUUUGGAAACGAAGUCACGCUGGACAGGUCGCGAUUCUAUUUGCCUGGGCCUCGCGGUGCUUGCUGCUAUCAACGUAAUCAUGUGCCUGUGGGUGGCAGCUACUUCCAUGUCAAUGGCGCGACGCCAAGCAAGUGAUGUCUUUUUAGCUGUGGAGAAAGCUUCGGUGAUUGAGUUUAACCUUACGAUGCAGCCCACGACCAGUUCUGAGUCGGUCAUUAGUGUGACCGGGCAAUUGCAGCCUCGUCUUUCGAAGUGCUCGCAACGACUGUACUUCAAUGGACGCAUGACCGUAACGACGUCAAAUGCUACCGAGGUGUUCGUGUUGAUGAACCACCGGGGAUACCGUCAUCUGCGCGAUGCAAGCAGCACGGACGCGACUUGUUUGACGCCUCAGGACAUUCCACCGCUGCAUACGCUACCCGAUACCGUCAACAGUGCAUUCCGACCGUCAGUUUACGAGGCGUUUGCAGUCGAUUGCACUCCGCUGCAGUUCACGUUCUAUGACACGCCAUUCGUCGUGUGCGCGGAAGAUUGGCUUCGCGCGACGUCGUAUUCCCAGCAUUCGAUGCUUUCAACGAGCAAUGCCGAGCAACCGAGGCUCGGGUCUGAUCCGGUGCUGGUCGUUCAUGGCAAGAAGUCGACGAUUAGGCUUCUCAUGUUGAACAACUCCGAGAGCUUUCCGGUCGGUGCUGGUCUACCAUCUGAAUCGUUUGAUCACUGCGAGUAUCUCGAAGCACCAAUGACUUCAGGCGAGUCGUGCUCGAAUCGGACACUUCGAUGCCCUAGCCCCCACGCUGAUGCUUGCAAGAAGCAAGGGGUCCAUGAAGCGUAA